This is a messenger RNA of Ochotona curzoniae (black-lipped pika), 4932 nucleotides long. RefSeq names its product cell division cycle 14A (gene CDC14A). Gene Ontology annotation, cellular component: nucleolus; mitotic spindle; centrosome. The transcript is spliced from 16 exons. Gene Ontology annotation, molecular function: protein serine/threonine phosphatase activity; protein tyrosine/serine/threonine phosphatase activity. Lineage: Eukaryota; Metazoa; Chordata; Mammalia; Lagomorpha; Ochotonidae. The record is from RefSeq and is a predicted model, not a curated record. Gene Ontology annotation, biological process: cilium assembly; positive regulation of cytokinesis; protein dephosphorylation. Bases 451 to 2238 code for a protein of 595 amino acids.
CUGCUGCCAGCCCGCGGGCACCGGAGUCCUGCCCGCUGUCGCACGAGUAGCCACGGGCGCGAUCGGGGCCAGCCGCGUUCUCCUCCAUGAUCACUUUGGGAGCCGGGGGAAGACUUGGCCCGGCCGUGAGAGCUGGUUUGCGUUUCCCAGGCGCAGCGGAGCAGCAGCAGCAGCAGCAGCAGCAGCAGCCCGGGCCGAAUCGGAGUGGCCACAGCCCGGGGCGUGUGCGCCCCGCGCGAAGCGUGCUCGGGUUCCCCACGGAAUGUCCCCGGGGCGCCCGGCGCGCUGACCCUGCAGCCGCCUCCGCCCUCGGCGCUCACGGCUUCCCUCGUCCGGGCUCGGUGUUUGGGACCACGAGUCUCCUGGCUCCCGGGCAGUGGGGAAGCCCCCGGGGGCGGGUGACCUCAGCUGGCCAAGACCCAGCCCUCUACCGUGUGCAUCUCGCUUAAGAUGGCAGCGGAGUCAGGGGAGCUAAUCGGGGCUUGCGAGUUCAUGAAAGAUCGGUUAUAUUUUGCUACUUUAAGGAAUAGACCAAAAAGCACAGUAAAUACCCACUAUUUCUCCAUCGAUGAGGAGCUGGUCUAUGAAAAUUUCUAUGCAGAUUUUGGACCUCUGAACUUGGCAAUGGUGUACAGAUACUGCUGUAAACUAAACAAGAAGCUAAAGUCAUACAGUUUAUCAAGAAAGAAAAUAGUGCAUUACACCUGUUUUGAUCAACGGAAAAGAGCAAAUGCAGCAUUUUUGAUAGGUGCUUAUGCGGUAAUUUAUUUAAAGAAGACCCCAGAAGAAGCCUACAGAGCACUCCUAUCUGGCUCCAACAAUGCCUAUCUUCCAUUCAGGGAUGCUUCCUUUGGAAAUUGCACUUACAAUCUCACCAUCCUCGACUGCUUGCAGGGAAUCAGAAAGGGAUUACAACAUGGAUUUUUUGACUUUGAAACAUUUGAUGUGGAUGAAUAUGAACAUUAUGAGCGAGUUGAAAAUGGUGACUUCAACUGGAUUGUCCCAGGAAAAUUUUUAGCAUUUAGUGGACCACAUCCAAAAAGCAAAAUUGAAAAUGGUUACCCUCUGCACGCCCCGGAAGCCUACUUUCCUUACUUCAAAAAGCACAACGUGACUGCCAUCGUGCGGCUGAACAAGAAGAUUUACGAGGCGAAGCGCUUCACGGACGCCGGCUUCGAGCACUACGACCUGUUCUUCAUCGACGGCAGCACGCCCAGCGACAACAUCGUGCGCCGGUUCCUGACCAUCUGUGAGAACACCGAGGGCGCCAUCGCCGUGCACUGCAAAGCUGGUCUUGGGAGAACAGGGACACUGAUAGCCUGUUAUGUCAUGAAACACUACAGGUUCACACACGCUGAAAUCAUCGCUUGGAUCAGAAUAUGCCGGCCUGGCUCCAUUAUAGGACCUCAGCAGCACUUCCUGGAAGAAAAACAAGCAUCAUUGUGGGUCCAAGGAGACAUUUUCCGAUCCAAACUGAAAAAUAGACCAUCCAGUGAAGGAAGUAUUAAUAAAAUUCUGUCUAGCUUGGAUGAUAUGUCUAUUGGUGGAAACUUAUCUAAAAUACAAAACAUGGAAAGGUUUGGAGAGAAUAAUCUAGAAGACGAUGAAGAUGUGGAAAUGAAAAAUAAUAUAACCCAGGGAGAUAAACUACGUGCCUUAAAAAGUCAGAGACAGCCACGCUCUUCUCCGUCCUGUGCAUUUAGGUCAGAUGACGUGAAAGGGCCCCCAAGAACAGUGUCCCAGCCUUUCAGAUUAAGCUCUUCCCCGCAAGGAUCUGCAAGUACUCUGAAGACCUCAAAAGUGGCUUUGUCCCCUUCAGCGACAGCCAAGAGGAUAAACAGAGGUACUUUGUCCUCAGGCGCCAAUGGCAGAAGCUUUUCCAUAAACUCCCGGCUAGCCAGCUCCUUAGGGAACUUGAAUGCUGCAGCAGAUGAUCCAGAAAACAAAAAGACCUGCUCAUCCUCUAAGGCAGGUUUCACAGCCAGCCCGUUCACCAACCUCUUGAAUGGCAGCUCCCAGCCGGCCACCAGAAAUUACCCAGAGCUCAACAACAACCAGUACAACAGAAGCAACAGCAGCAGCGGGGGCAAUCUGAACAGCCCCCCGGGCCCCCUCAGCACCAAGGCCGAAGAGCCCACCACCGUCUUCCGACCCUCCUACCCUGGCCUUUCUUCAUCUUCAGCGAGAUUCCUGAGCCGUUCCAUCCCCUCCCUUCAGUCUGAAUAUGUUCCUUACUAAGGCCUUGCCACUCCGGUGAACGCAGCACCACCCUUAGACACAGUUCCUUCAUCUGGACAAGCAAAGCAGGGGGAAAGCAGCUGCUUGCUGGAAGAAUCUCUCCACCUGCUUACCUUAAAUUAAGGCGAGCACUAAGAUAACACCUCCAAGAGACUUAAACCAGAACCCUGGCUAAUGACUACUACACAUGCACUGAAACUAUGUUUAUGGAGAUUCCAACACUUUUUAAGAGAGUUUUCAAUGUUGACUUUGGUAUUAUGAAAGGUUAUUUUUAAAUGUAUUUCAAUAAUACAUUUGUUAUUGCAUUUACAUGUACAGUGUUAUGUAUGUAUUGUGAACUUUGAAAGACUAUUUUGAUAAAUUUAUAAAUAUAUAAAAACUAGACUAUAUUUUGAUUUAGAUCUUCCUGCUGUUUGUUACCAAAAAGUUCUAUUUUCGAUUUGUUUAGUUUUGUCAACAAUGACUGAAUAAUUCUUCCUUAUUAAUAAGAGAAAGCGAGGGAGAACAUUUGUAGGAAGUGAUUCUUACGUUCCCUCCAUAAACACAGCAGAUUAGUUCAUUCUUUUGGGAAGUUGAUUUGGUUUACUGAGUUCAUUCACACUUAUCUCUACCAGGAGCACUGUUGCUAUGGCUUACUAAGUACAAAGCCUUUUUCUUUCUUCGUUUCUUGUUGCUGAGCCAUUUAAAUUGGUUUUGCAUCCUUGGCGGCUUUAAAAAAAUGUUCGCAUCCUGUUGAAGACCAAAAUUCACCGAGUAUCUCCUGAAAACAUGAUUUUCUUCUGUGCUAUGAUUCAACAUUCCAAAAUCUUUUAUUUCUUUCAUUCUUUCAAAAGAGUUCUCCUUUUGAAAUGCCUUAUAUUUUCUCUCUUACAUAUGCAGAGAGACACGUAUUUUAAUAUUUACAUCCAAAGUCACCCAGAACUCUGUCACUAAAUACAUGUACAAAUAGGAUUUGAAUUAGCAACAAAGCACCUCAAAUCAUUUUCCCUAGUUAAAAUAUUCUGCUUUUGGUACAAGGUCGUUGCCUUGUUAUCGUACGUAGCCUGAUGCCAGUUUCAAGUUAAUGAGGAUGAGGGAAAAAAAAAAAGCCGGAGAAAGAUGCUGCUAAGUAGUUCUCCGUAUUCUGGGAGAUAUUUUACAAAUAGCGUGCAACCACCUGGUGUGCACGCUGUUGUAUUUGGAACCUAACAAGAAAAUGAAAGGGCGACCUUAUGGGUAUUCACAAGCCUUUUCAUGUAAGUAUGAUCUUUAAUUUAGGUUUCCAGAAGUCUGCAGGCGCUAGUUCUGUAAGCAGGGGUUAGCGGGGGGUGGGCUUGGAUCCUGGUGCUUUGCCAGGCUGUUUAAGAAGGGACUACUCCGAUGCUGAAAGUGCUACUUGAAUAACUUCCUUCUUGAAGUGUUUUACCCCCAAACCAUUGAGCUACUUAUAAUGUAUUUAUUAAGCGGAGGUACCUUGAGAUGAUUAUACAUGGUUCAGCAAGGCAUCUUAUUCAUGUCUUAUGUUUUGUAAAAAAGCAUUUGAAUGAAUGUUUGACUCAGGUUUGUUAACCUUCAAUAAAGGCAGUAACCAAAUAAUUGCACUCAACUGAUGAAAAAAUAAACUGUUUUAGGGAUCAACAAUUAAAAUAAGUGAAAUUAAAUUGUAUAUCUUUUCUAAGCUGAAGAUAAAAUAUUUUUAUUAUGAGGUAUUGUAAAAGAGAUUGGUUAAUUGUAUAGGAAAAUGAUAAUAUUUUUUUCAAAUGAUCAUUGUAAAGUAAUUGAGAUGAUGUUUGCAACGUAGGGGAAGGGCAACUGUUGAUAUUUUUAGUUCUGUGAACACUAACUUGUGUGCAGCUGUUAAAAUGAUUGUAAAGUUGACUACUGUAAAUUUUCCUGAAUUAUGUGUGUAUGUGUCAUAUGUAUCCACACGUGUAUGUCUUAAAAUUAGUUAUACAUGUUUGAAUACAUGGACACGCAGAGAUGUGGAUGUAUAUAAUACGGAAAGUAUAUAGUAAAGUAAUUCUACUCUAAUAAUAAAAGUUGUUUGACAUGUAUUUUGUUAUUAAUAGUUUACCUUCUGGAAAAUAUUUUGUUCUAUUUUAAAGUGUAGAAGAAUACACUGCUAAUAAAUAAUAAACAUUUUGUGAAAUUUAUUCAUGGCCUUUAUAAUUUGGAUUUUAAAUUAUCAAUGUACUGACUUAUCUUUAUAAUUUUAUCUUUUGCUUCAGCAUUGUUAAUUCCUUUGCAAUUCUCAAAAUUUUCUCUCUGGCUUUUUAAUUUAUCUUUUGUUGACUUUCUAGCAUUGAAACCAUUGCCUAAAAUACAUGACAGUGAGCUCAAAGAAAACUUACUUGAAUUUCACAAAAGUCAGAUUAUAAUCUUCACUCUCAUUUUUUCUAAUUUUCCUUUCUGUUAAUAAAAUAGUGACCAUGGAUUCUGCUUGGUCUUUUAUGAUUAUUGAUGACUAUUGAUGAUUAUUGACAAUGGGCAUCAAUUCCUUUUGGGGAAGAAUGGCCAUUUUUUUUUUCUAAGAGAAGCUGUAGAGCUAAAUCAGAUGACACAAACCUCACAUCUGUUGGACUCACAUCCUGAAGAAUGGACUUAUAAGGAAGACACUUUCUGCUUGAAGUCAUUUUACAUAUUAAAUUGAAUCUCUAACUUAUGAUGUUUCAGGUGCAUGUCCAUGUGUGUUCCUGCGGUGUGUGUGUGUUUAUA